ACUGCCACGUACUAGAAAGAACCUUGGGUGUGGAGACCUGGAGCUGAUCUGUGUGACUGCAGACUGUCUCUCCUCCUUUUCUGAGCCUGUUUCCCCUUGUAUGAGGCAAGGGAGCCUAUUGCGCAAAACAGGCCAUAGUCACACUGCUCAGAGUGAAGCAGGUGGGGGCCUGGGGCUCACCCUUCCCUUGGUUUUCACAGAAGCCAUCGAGAUGCCUCCAAGGACCCCAAGGCUCUGAGGGACUCAGGAUCCUCAAAGUGCGCCCCCCCCCCGCCCCGCCUUGUUCAUAUUGCCUCCCUGCCAGCUCGCAUCCCCUCAAAGACAAAGCCAGGUGGAUGCUUCUCUCUGGCCAGUGGCAGUCUGCUUCCUGAGCUACUGUCCCCUCUCCCAAACAGGAUCCCAAUUUCCCAGAACCUGCCCCCACAGGGGCGGGGCAGCGAGCAAGUUACAAAUUCAUUCCGCUCUUCCUCUCAAGUUCAGAAGCGGCCUGCCAGGCACCAGAGCCAAAAUGAAGACCCCAGCCCCUGGCCGCGCCUGCGGCGUCGUGCUGGUCCUGCUCUCGCUGGCCACCCUCCAGACCCUCAGGGCCCAAAAGAACGACAUCGACAUCUACAGCCUCACUGUAGACUCCAGGGUCUCAUCCCGAUUUGCCCACACAGUCGUCACCAGCCGGGUGGUCAACAAGGCCAGUACUUUGCAGGAGGUCACCUUCCAGAUGGAGCUGCCCAAGAAGGCCUUUAUCACCAACUUCUCCAUGAUCAUUGAUGGUGUGACCUACCCCGGUAACAUCAAGGAGAAGGCUGCAGCCCAGGAGCAGUACAGCGCGGCCGUGGAGAGGGGAGAGAGCGCCGGCCUCGUCAAGGCCACUGGGAGAAAGACAGAGCAGUUCCAGGUGUCAGUCAGUGUGGCGCCCGCUGCCAAGAUCACCUUCGAGCUGGUGUAUGAGGAGCUCCUGGUGCGGCAUCUGGGAGCGUACGAGCUGCUGCUGAAAGUCCAGCCCCAGCAGCUGGUCAAGCACCUGCAGAUGGACAUUUACAUCUUUGAGCCUCAGGGCAUCAGCUUUCUGGAGACAGAGAGCACCUUCAUGACCAAUGAACUGGCAGAGGCCCUCACCACCACACAGAACAAGACCAAGGCUCAUGUCCGAUUCAGGCCGACGCUGUCCCAGCAGCAAAAGUCUCCAGAGCAGCAGCAGGACACAGUCCUGGAUGGCAACUUCAUCGUCCGCUAUGAUGUGGACCGGACUGUCUCCGGGGGUUCCAUUCAGAUCGAGAAUGGCUACUUUGUGCACUACUUUGCCCCUGAGCACCUGGCCACGAUACCCAAGAACGUGAUCUUUGUCAUUGACAAGAGCGGCUCCAUGAGCGGCAGGAAAAUCCAGCAGACCCGGGAAGCCCUCAUCAAGAUCCUGGGUGACCUCGGUCCCCGUGACCAGUUCAACCUCAUCAGCUUCAGUGGGGAAGCAACCCCGUGGAAGCCACAGCUAGUGGCAGCCUCGGCUGAGAACGUGAAUGAGGCCAAGAGCUACGCCACUGCCAUCCAGGCCCAGGGAGGGACCAAUAUAAACGAUGCGAUACUGAUGGCCGUGCAGCUGCUAGAGAGAGCCAACCGGGAGGAGCUGCUGCCCCCAGGAAGCGUCACCCUCAUCAUCCUCCUCACCGACGGCGACCCCACUGUGGGGGAAACCAACCCCUCAGAGAUCCAGAAGAACGUUCAGGAAGCCAUAGAUGGCCAGCACAGCCUCUUCUGCCUGGGCUUCGGCUUCGACGUCAGCUACGCCUUCCUGGAGAAGCUGGCACUGGACAACGGUGGCCUGGCCCGGCGCAUCUAUGAGGACUCGGACUCCGCACUGCAGCUCCAGGACUUCUACCAAGAGGUGGCCAACCCACUGAUGACAUCGGUGGCCUUCGAGUACCCAAGCAACACCGUGGAGGCGGUCACACAGGACGCCUUCCGGCUGUUCUUCAAGGGCUCCGAGUUGGUGGUGGCCGGGAAGCUCCGGGACCAGAGCCCUGAUGUGUUCUCAGCCAAAGUCAGGGGGCAGCUGCACAUGGAGAACAUCACCUUUGUAACGGAGUCCCGCGUGGCAGAGCAGGAGGAGGCGUUCUGGAGCCCCAGAUACAUCUUCCACAGCUUCAUGGAGAGACUGUGGGCGUACCUGACCAUCCAGCAACUGCUGGAGCAAACAGUCUCCACGCCAGAUGCUGAGAAGCAGGCUCUUGAGGCCCGAGCUCUGAACUUGUCGCUCAGCUACAGUUUUGUCACCCCGCUCACGUCCAUGGUGAUCACCAAACCCGAAGGUCAAGAGCAGUCUCAGGUUGCUGAGACACCCGUGGAAAAUGGUGGCAAACCCAGGUCUCUCUGAUUUCCAGGUCACACUCUCUUCAGAUAUCAUUCCGUGGGAGGCAAAGCGUCCAGAGUAUCAGGAGGCAGCAGUGCAGACCCUGUCUUUUCUAAAAGAAGAGGCUGGAGAGGACAAGGACCACCUGGACCUCUUCAUCCUCCUCAUCUUCCUUAUCCACCCCACCGUACGCCCUGGAGACCAACGCCACCAGACGUGAUGCCACGGCUAUCAGCUACCUCAUUUCUUGAUGAACAUGACAUGGACUUAAGAAUCAAAGAAACAACCACGGCAUCCCCACACCACGCCCCCAUCCAGCCUCCUUCUGUCAUCCUGCCGCUGCCUGGGCGGAGCGUGGACCGGCUCUGUGUGGACCUCAAGCGCUCUCAGGGACCGACAAACCUGCUCUCAGACCCUGGCCAAGGGAUUGAGGUGACUGGCCACUAUGAGACAGAGAAGGGCCACUUCUCGUGGAUUGAGGUGACCUUCGAGAAACCCCAGCUGCAGGUUCGUGCAUCCCCUGAGCACGUGGUAGUGACUCGGAACCGAAGAAGCUCUGCAUACAAGUGGAAGAAAACUCUGUACUCGGUGAUGCCAGGUCUCAAGAUGACCAUGGACAAGGCGGGGCUUCUGCUGCUCAGCAGCCCUGACAGAGUGACCAUCGGCCUGCUGUCCUGGGACGGCCCUGGGGCGGGGCUCCGGCUCCUUCUGCGGGACACUGACCGCUUCUCCAGCCACAUCAAUGGGACCCUUGGCCAGUUUUACCAGGACGUGCUCUGGGAGCCCCUGGCAGCAGCAGAUGACAGCAAGCGAACACUGAAGGUCCAGGGGCAUGACCACUCUGCCACCAGAGAGCUCAAGCUGGACUACCAAGAGGGGCCCCCGGGAACAGAGAUUUCCUGCUGGUCUGUGGAGCUGUAGUUCUGAUGCAAGGAGUUAUGCCCACCCGCCGUGCCGCCUGCUGGGUGCAGAUGGCUGCCACCCUGCGACCACAGGGCCACCUGUGGGUCCUGUAACAUCAUGGGGAGAGGUAUUUGUGCUCAUUAAAAUAAAGAGAGGUGGUGUGAA
Molecule: messenger RNA, 3409 nt
Organism: Lagenorhynchus albirostris (white-beaked dolphin)
Lineage: Eukaryota; Metazoa; Chordata; Mammalia; Artiodactyla; Delphinidae
Gene: ITIH4
Product: inter-alpha-trypsin inhibitor heavy chain 4
Exons: 24
Biological process (GO): hyaluronan metabolic process
Molecular function (GO): serine-type endopeptidase inhibitor activity
Source: RefSeq, a predicted model, not a curated record